Molecule: messenger RNA, 4343 nt
Organism: Temnothorax curvispinosus
Lineage: Eukaryota; Metazoa; Arthropoda; Insecta; Hymenoptera; Formicidae
Gene: Jra
Product: transcription factor AP-1
Exons: 1
Coding region: 785-1612 (275 amino acids)
Biological process (GO): regulation of cell population proliferation; regulation of cell cycle; regulation of transcription by RNA polymerase II
Cellular component (GO): transcription regulator complex
Molecular function (GO): transcription factor binding; DNA-binding transcription factor activity, RNA polymerase II-specific; RNA polymerase II cis-regulatory region sequence-specific DNA binding
Source: RefSeq, a predicted model, not a curated record
UUGGGUGUUCACAAGUUGUCGGGCCACCGUGGCGCACAGGGUGAUCCGCGUUCGCGCAAACACACGUCGUCGCGAUCCCGUCGCGCUGCGUUCCGUUCUGUGGACAGAAAGACGCGGCACACGCGCACCACGUCGUGUCGUGAGUCAUUGUUGUGUUGACAGUCGAAGCAGCCGGGCAGGCGGGACAGAGUACAAGGAGUUGCAGGCAGGCGAGCAGACGGGCAGACAGGCAGGUUGCCGCUCCUCUGCGGGCCGGCUGUCGUUGCUGUCGACGUAGUAAGUUGCCGGACGUGCGUCAAAUAUCGCUCGUCUUCUGCGCCGAUUUCGGUCGACUCGCUCGUACGUGCCGCCGGUGGUUGGUGCGCGAUACGCCGAGUGUGACGUGACAGUCCCGUGAGACGGUGGGACGGUCGGAGGUGCGGCGUGGAGUAAGAAGAGACGGCGGUCGUACCGCGAGUGAAUUUUUGCGUACAGUCGCGCGCGGCUGUUAUGUAAUCACUCCGCAGCGCGGAGCAAAGUGUUUGCGCGUUGACGUAGGCACAGAGGAAGGAGAGACUGAGAGAGAGAGAGAGAAAGAAGACGGAGAACGUCGCAGAACUCGUUGACGUGUUGAAACUCCAGGAAAGUCCGUCGUUGUGUUCAACAUUUCGGGCCGGAUAAGAGAGUCGCGCAACUCCCGGGGAAACCGGCCGUUUUCUCGUCCGGAGGCCAGAGACCAAAAGAAGUCGAGGGUGAAACCUCGGUUGUUUCUAAUCGAGGCGAGUUAACCAGCCCGGCGGUAUCGAUGGUGCGCAGCCUGACGAUGGAGCAGACGUUCUACGAGGACGCGAGCGUCUACGCCGCGAUGAACGGUCGCGAGAACAGCAUGGGCCAGCUCAAGCGGAACCUCACGCUGGAUCUGAACGGCUGCCAGAGGCCGGGGCCGCAGGCGAAGAGGCCGCGGCUGGGCCCACUGCCGCCCGCCCCGAACAACGUCAUGCCGAUCCUAAGCUCGCCGGAUCUCAACAUGCUGAAGCUGGCCUCGCCGGAGCUCGAGAAGCUGAUCAUGACGCAGCCGGACGGUCUGGUCACCAGUCUACCCACCCCGACCACGCAGAUCCUGUUCCCCAAGGCGGUCACCGAGGCCCAGGAGAUGUACGCGCGAGGCUUCGUCGACGCGCUGAACGAGCUUCAUCACUCCGACAGCUCGCAGGAACCCGGCAGCAUGCACGGCGCCACGUACACGACACUGGAGCCGCCCGGUAGCGUGCAGAGCACGGAAUCAACCAUGAGCAACUCCGGCCUGGUGCACGUCAAGGACGAGCCGCAGACGGUGCCGAGCGUGUCGAGCACGCCGCCGAUGUCGCCGAUCGACAUGGAGAAUCAGGAGAAGAUCAAGCUGGAGAGGAAGCGGCAGAGGAACCGCGUGGCCGCGUCCAAGUGCCGACGGCGCAAGCUCGAGCGCAUCUCCAGGCUCGAGGACAAGGUCAAGCUGCUCAAGGGCGAGAACAGCGAGCUGAGCGGCAUCGUGCACAAGCUCAAGGAGCACGUGUGCCGGCUCAAGGAGCAGGUCAUGGACCACGUGCACGCCGGUUGUCAUCUCAUGGGUGUCGGUAACCAGCACCAGUUUUGAAGCUCCCAAUCGUCCUUCCUCCCUGGCCGAGGAUGACGAACGUUAAACCCUCGCGGGUUCGCUGUCACCGCGCUCACUACCUUCUUGCCCCUUCGCGGUAGUUUCCGCAAAAGAAACGAACGGUGAACUUUGUCGCUACGGCCGGUGCGUCGUAGCGCAACGCCGGUGUCGUUUGGAUCUUCUCUUCUACGAUUGCGAUCGAGGGAAGAUCUCUGGCUGCGUAAACACGAGGCUGUCACUCGGAAACCGUCCCCCCUUCUUAUCUCGACCUCAAAAAAUUCCGGAGUGGAUUCUUUGUUUUUCUACGAUUGACGCCAAGGAGAAGCAAAGUUCAUCCUCAUUUUCCGAUGUAUCGCCAAAGAGUUUGGGACGGAGGAGGCGGUCUUCGAGAAGCGAAGGAUGAUCCUGUUGCCAGUCUGAAAAAGGAUCUUCACAAAAGGGGGAGGGAUAAGGAGUCCAUCAUCCACACCGCGCUCGCUGUUUUCUCUCUCUCGGUUCUUUUGUGACGCGAUCGGGGAGGAGACGAUCGCACGACGACGGCAAGAACAGCGUGCGGCAGGCGGAGCAGGAGGAAGAGGAGGAGGAGGUGACGGUCGAGGUGGAGAAGGAGGAAGGAGUGCCUUCGUACAGCGUGAAACGUAAAGGAUGCUUUUGGGAGAGUGGCGGGCGUGCGCGCGUGCGUGUUGCGCGCAUGCGAGAGACUUUACACGCACGAGCACGCUCGGCGACGGGCGAGCGCGUGUAUCAUACGUAUGAGUGAGAGAGAGAAAGAGAGAAUGUGUAUAACAAGGAAAGAGUGUGUAUGCAUGCGUGAAAGAGAGAGAGAAAGAGGGAGAUCGCGCGCGAAGUAGCACGAGGGGGGAGAAGUACCGCGGCGGCCAUUUUGGAGAACGCGAGAGAGCCGGCGGGAGAUUCGAAGCUACCGGAAACUCAGGCUCUUCUCGUUUCUCUACCCAUUCUUCCCUUUGUCGUCGAGUACGCGAUCCGUCGUCCGUCAGCGAAUUCACUUUGUACCGUUUUCACGAUGCUCGAUCGUUGCAUAAAUCGUUUCCGCGCUUGACGAUCUUGCCGUUAGAUCGUAGAAAGCGAAGGGCCCCCCCUUCUUUCUUUCUCGACAGUGAACGGCAGUGCCGAUUUUCUUCUCUACGCGAAUUCGCGUAGGUAUGCGAUUUCGCUUGUUCGAUACGAAGCGUUCGCUUUGCAAGUGACGUAAAUCAAGUUUCGAAAAUUGUUUCCUUGACACAGAUACACCCCUGGAUACGCGCGAGGUGAUUUUUGCGCUCCGUGAUUCUCCGUGAAUAAAAUUUAAACGCCUCGUGCCAAGUUGCGAGGAUCGUUACAUUCGUCGAAUAUCGACGAUUCCCCGCGACUCAUCGCCGGCUCUUUUUUUCGCGAACGAGGAAGACGAUUGUGUAUUUUUGCGAGUCAAUCAAAACGGGAGAUUCUCAUCUUUUCGGCGCGAUCGCGCCGGAAGGAACCGCACGAGACCGACUUACAUGUGAUAAGCGCAAUCAAACCGGGAGAUCACGUUUGCCUUUUACAGAAUGCACUUUCGCGAGAGAGACUCGAGCAUUCCGCUAGUUUUGGAAACUUCUACACUUUGGUGCAUACGAAAGAUUGACAAAUUAAUUAAUUCUUAAGGAACACAUUACGGUGCUGUACUAUAGCCGCGCGCAGAAAACAUGCAUUAGGGCAGUCUGUUAUAAUAACGCGUAUUCUAACGUACACCAGACGACAGAAUCGAUCGACGACUGCUAAAGCGUCGAAACGAGCUUGAUUUAUUAAGUAGCGUAUGUCUCGCGUAUUAUUUUUUUUUUUUAAUUAAAAUUACAUAGUUUCAAAUCUUUACGAUAUAUGAUUGAAUUUUGGACAGUUAAUGUCCAAAGUUGAAAGAUUAAAAUUAAAGUAUUUUUCUAAUUGUGAUUGGUGAAAUGCAAUUAUAUAUGUAAAUAAUGAAGAGGCGCAAUCCGUUGCGCCGAGUACAUAUGUAAAAUUUUUUAAUUGUUAAAAUUGUAAAAAUAUGUACAGAUUGUUUCUGUAUCUUCCAUAUACGUACUUUGAACCGAUUGGAUUGAAGGAUUAUUUGAAUAAAGAGAUAUACAUAUUAUCUAAUAUUUAUAUUGCGUUGGAAACUAUCGGCAGAAGACGCGUUCGCUACGAUCGUAUGCCUCGCCCGUGCGUGCAUCGCGAUUAAACAUUGUUCGAUAUUUCUUCUAAGAGCAUCGAUAUUUUUCUCCGACGUGCCUCGACGUCGCUUCGCCCGCAACGCGUUGGUCGGACGGUACCGAAGUAGCCUCGGUUUUAACCCCGCUUUUUGGAGAGAAACCAGCGCUAUUAAGUCUGUACAAAUAGAUUAGUGUUUCGGGAGCAAUCGUGCGUGUUGAACCUGUCGAAGAAUCAUCCCUGGGCGAAAAGGACGGACGCGGUGUACGCUCGCGGUGUGAGAAACGGCCCUAUGUAAUCGCCUAACGCGUGCUGAUUAUUCCGGAUCACGCCUGAUUUACCGACUUACAGAAUCGACGUAAAUCACGUAAUUAUACGAUUGAUCAGAUCACGCUUAUUAUCACAGGAUACUCGAGAAAUUGAUUCUAACUAGUCUAUCUCGUCCAACCAUCUUUCACAGAAUAUGAUUUGUCGUAAAUAGUUUUUGUCGUAAAAAAAUUCAAGAAUAUGAUAGACUUUUUGCAAAUUGGAACGGCGGAUGACGUACUUAAAAGAAAAAACGAAAAAA